This is a messenger RNA of Trametes versicolor FP-101664 SS1, 1368 nucleotides long. RefSeq lists its product as uncharacterized. Lineage: Eukaryota; Fungi; Basidiomycota; Agaricomycetes; Polyporales; Polyporaceae. The transcript is spliced from 3 exons. The record is from RefSeq and is a predicted model, not a curated record. The annotation marks the transcript as partial.
CCGAUCGCAAGGCUCCCCGUCGAGCUCCUCUCGUACAUCUUCAUCCUCGGAGCGCACACGCCAGACGCGGGCGAUGCGGAUUUGGAAGAGGACGGCCCCGAAGAAUCCUGCGGAGGGGGUGGAUCGACGCACGACGGCAAGGAGGACAUCUCCCCCUGCAUAUCCUCGUCGUCUACUCCCCCAGAUGUAUUCGCCGCUGUCAACAGGCACUGGCGCGAGGUCGCUCUGGGCACCUCGCAGCUUUGGAGCCGAAUUUGUGUGACGAUCGGAGACCUCGCGCACAGCGGCGGGGGAGGAUGGUUUCCCAAAGCCUCCCGAUACGUGUCGCGCUCCGGGAGGUGUCCUCUUGACGUCUACAUUGACGCGCGAGACCCUGAGUGGGAUUUCUCGGAAAACGACUCAUUUGGCGCCGUCGUCAGCCCGUACAUCGACGAAACAUACGAUUACACUCACCCGUUCAGGGUCGAACACAUGCACUAUGUGCUGAACAUCCUACUGCCGCACAUUGCCCGCGUGCGCUCCUUGGCCAUUCUGACGGACAGGUGGUCGCCCAUGGAGGUCGCGCUGGAGUGCCUGAGCUUCGAGAACCCGCUUCUUCCCAUACUGGAAAGUCUGGUGCUGAUGCGCUGCAACGAGUUCGUGAGCUACAACCCCCACUUCAGCCCCAGGGAGCGCAGGGAUUCAUAUCGCCUACCAUUCCGCGGACUCCUAUUCGCUCCAAAACACGCGCCCUCGCAAAGUCCGCUGCUCCCUCGUCUUCGGGUACUGUCGCUGUCGGGCGUCCACCUUGACUGGUCUUCUCUUCCUUCCCUCCUUCCCUCAUCGACGUCACCAGGGGGACCAGGUCUUCGGCAUCUAGAACUGUCAUAUCACAGCGCCGACGUUCGCCCCAGUGAGAAGGAGUUCAGAGAUAUCAUCGGAGUCUGCCAAUCCCUGAAGUCCUUGACGAUCUGCGUAUCGGGCCCACGAAGUUCCGCCAGCGCUCCCCCUUGCGGUCCUGAGAGCAGAGAGCAGCCCGUCGCGCUCCCGUACCUCACGAAGCUCGAGCUCGGAUACGACGACAUACAAGCCGCGACCACAGUGCUUAGAGUCAUCGAUACCACCGGAGCGACGCACGUCACCCUCGAAGAUGCUUCUUCCCCCGAGCGCGACGAGACGUUGGAUGCCGACACCCUUCUCAUGGCCUGCACGAAGGCAGCACCGGCCGGGAGCGCCAACUGCGGACGGCCCCUCUUUGCCCGUGCCCGAUCUGUCACGCUCCGAAGGGUGGAGGCGUCUGCAGAGGCGUUCGAGGCAUUCUACACGGCACUCCCCGAGCUCGGGGAGCUGACCGUCGCGCAGAUGUUCUUGCUGGGAGGCGAGGCACUC